Globicephala melas (long-finned pilot whale) is the source of this 939-nucleotide messenger RNA. RefSeq names its product olfactory receptor 1f45-like. Gene Ontology annotation, biological process: G protein-coupled receptor signaling pathway. NCBI's taxonomy places the organism in Eukaryota, Metazoa, Chordata, Mammalia, Artiodactyla, Delphinidae. Gene Ontology annotation, cellular component: plasma membrane. The record is from RefSeq and is a predicted model, not a curated record. Gene Ontology annotation, molecular function: G protein-coupled receptor activity; olfactory receptor activity.
AUGGCCGUUGAAGGGGCAAAUCUCACCCUGGUCUCUGAGUUCCUGUUCCUGGGCUUCUCGGAGGACCCCAAGCAACAGCAGCUGGUGUUCAUACUCUUCCCGAGCAUGUACCUGGUCACAGAACUGGGGAACCUGCUCAUUAUCCUGGCCAUCGCCAUCGACGUCCAGCCCAUGUACCUCUUCCUGGCCAACCUGGACUUUGUGGACAUUUGCUACACCUCCACCACCAUCUGCAAGAUGCUGGCCAAUCACAUGCCAGGACACAAAGGGAUUCCUUAUGCUGGCUGCCUGACCCAGACGUUCUGCUUCACGUUGUUCGCCGGCAUCGGCAGCUUCCUGCUGACCGCCAUGGCCUACGACCGCCAUGUGGCCAUCUGUCACCCUCUGCACUAUGCCACGUCUGUGAUACCACAGCUCUGUAGCCUCCUGGUGGCAGCAUCCUGGACUGCAACCUUUGGGAAUGCCUUGACCUACACGAUAUUACUGACCCGCCUCUCAUUCUGCAUCCACAACCAGGUCCCCCAUUUCUUCUGUGACCUCAGCCGUCUGCUGAAGCUCGCAUGCUCUGACACCUUUCUCAACAAUGCAAUGGUGUACACCGUGGGCGCCCUGCCCAUCAUCACCCCCUUUAUGGGCAUCUUGGUAUCCUACACGCACACCUUUGCUGCUGCGUUGAGGAUCCCGUCCACCAGAGGCAAGCGGAAGGCCUUCUCCACCUGUGGCUCUCACCUCUCUGUGGUGUCCCUGUUCUAUGGCACACUCAUCAGGGUUUAUUUCAGCCCCAUGUCCUCCCGCAUGGCCCAGAAGGACACAACCGCUGCAGUGAUGUACACCGUGGUCACUCCCAUGCUGAACCCCUUCAUCUACAGUCUACGCAACAAUGACAUGAAGGGCGCCUUGGGGGCCCUCAUCAGCAGGAGACCAGUUUUUAUUUGGUGA